Fusarium sp. VM40 is the source of this 666-nucleotide messenger RNA. The record is from the annotation of a GenBank genome assembly. NCBI's taxonomy places the organism in Eukaryota, Fungi, Ascomycota, Sordariomycetes, Hypocreales, Nectriaceae.
AUGGUUUCCUUCACCUACCUUCUCGCCGCCGUCUCGGCCUUCACCAGCGUCAUGGCUGCUCCCGCUGCCAACGCCGAGGAGAACGUCAGCCUCUCCAAGCGUACCAACUCCGCCACUGGUGACAACAAUGGCUACUACUACUCCUUCUGGACCGAUACUCCCAGCUCCGUCACCUACACCAACGGCAACGCUGGUCAGUUCAGCAUGAAGUGGAGCGGAAACGGUAACCACGUCGGUGGAAAGGGAUGGCGCCAGGGUGCUGCCAGAACCAUCAAGUACUCUGGCUCCUACCAGCCCAACGGCAACAGCUACCUUGCCAUCUACGGCUGGACCCGCAACCCUCUGAUUGAGUACUACAUCGUUGAGAGCUUCGGUACCUACAACCCCUCUUCCGGCGCGACCAAGAAGGGCGAGGUCACCGUCGAUGGUUCCGUCUACGACAUCUACACCAGCACCCGUACCAACGCUCCCUCCAUCGAGGGCACCAAGACCUUCCAGCAGUUUUGGUCCGUCCGCCGCAACAAGCGCACUGGCGGCUCCGUCAACGCUGGUGCUCAUUUCCAGGCCUGGAAGAACGUUGGUCUUAACCUCGGAAGCCAUGACUACCAGAUCCUUGCCGUCGAGGGCUACUACAGCUCUGGCCAGGCCACUAUGACUGUCUCCUAG